CCCGAGGUACCACUGUACAGUGAAGGCGGCUGCUUGAUACCAAUAGGCACGAAACAAGACAAACUCCUUUCUUUUGCUGUUACGCUUUGUUUACAAAAGAUUAAAUGAGUCGGGAAGUGUCAUAUCCCUAUAAUGAAGCGUGCUACUCUGCAGUUUCCAAUCUCUAUACUGCAACGGUGCAAAGGAUGGAAGGUUCUCUCCAUAGAGAUAUCAGUAAACAGAGUGAUCCCCCGAAUUGUGCCCAUGGCUGAUGGCGAGUUCCGAUUUUUUUUUUAGUGGGCGUUCACACCGAUCGUCGCAUCCAACUAACACUUCGCUUGCCAGCGAUUGAUCGAGUUGAGAACGGAAGCUGUGGUCACGACGUGUCGUAAAGCAGUCGGACCUUACGUAGCUGUAGCCGAUUGGCCGGUCUCUUGAGGCGGGACAGGUAGGGUUACGCCUCGUUAGGUAUGUUUAGCGGCGCGGUUGUUGCUGUGCUGGACGUGCAAGUGCAGUCUGCACCUGUUGGGUUUCUGCCUGUCGCGUCGAGAAAUUGCACCGGUUGGGUGUCUGCCUGCUGUGUUGCUCUGAAGUGCGUGUGACGUUGCGGGGAGGUAAGGAAGGGGAUCUUUGUGCUUGCUGGGUGGGAGGAUGGGGAAGACCCUGAGGAUGUCUAAAGGGCAUUAAUGGUUUUGUAGCAGCUGAAUAUCUUUUUUAAAAAAUAAUAUUUUUAUUAGGAAUUUCAACACCAUAAUUUUAACAAAAAUACAUCAUCCACAUUGUCCCCCCCCCAUUUUCCCCCACCCCUCCCCCCGUGAAUAUAUGCCAACCCUCCCAUUCCCUCCCCCCGACUUCCCUCAGCUCCUAUUUCUGGUUUCUCAACCUAUGUUUUUAUCUGCAUGAUAUGAAAUUGUAGAGAUCCUCAGUUUAUCUAUCUAUAUAUUACCAAUAAAUAUUUUGUGAAUGUUUAUUCAAAAAGUAGCAGCUGAAUAUCUUAUCACAGGUAGACAGACAACUUUAGUAAGAUAGAGAAUAAUGUCAGGCAGAGUAUCAUGAUAAGAUGUGGUUUAGUUCCUCCGCUUGUACUGCAGCCAGAGGCAUAAUAGGUCUGGAUUUAAAUAUGUUACUUUUAGCUAAAAUUGGAUCUUGUCAAGCACAAAUGUCAAACUAGGAGAUUAUUCAGUUGUGUUCUCUGGUGCAGCACAGAGAACCUACCCACGUAUAUUAAUGCAGUUGUUACUUAAUGAUAUUUACCGUAUUUUUCGCCCCAUAGGACGCACUUUUUCCCCUCCAAAAAUGAAGGGGAAAUGUGUGUGCGUCCUAUGGGGCGAAUGCAGGCUUUCGCUGAAGCCUGGAGAGUGAGAGGGGUUGGUGCACACCAAUGCCUCUAGCUCUCCAGGCUUCAGGAAGCUAUCCGCAAGCCUUGCAAGCCCGGCGGGAGGUCCCACGGGCUCACAAGGCUUGCGGGCGGCAGCCUUCAGCCCGAAGCAUGGGGCGCCCUCCAGAGGGCGCCCCGUGCUUCGGGCAGGUGUGCGCAAGGCUUGGGGCUGCAGCCGCGGCUGGGGGGGGGAAUAAUUUUUUUUAUUCAUUUCCCCCCAAAAAAACGAGGUGCGUCCUAUGGGCCGGUGCGCCCUAUAGGAUGAAAAAUAUGGUAAGUUGCAUUCAUUAGAAGCAUUUUCAAUUUACUCAAAAUGUUAUUUGGCCUUCUGCAGGUCUCCUUUGGGAUUUGUUCUUGUUUCUGCCCUUGAAGGAGGAGGCAUUGGGUGGGUGACAGAUCCCAGCCAUGCCCCUUUCAACCCAAGGGGAAACCCAAGGUGAAGAGCAGAAUGUGCUGGUUGCAAGUCUUGACAAUGUCAGAAACCUCUCCACCAUCCUGAAAGCUGUUCAUUUUAAAGAUCACGCUACCUGCUUUGCAACUGCAAAUGGACUCAAGGUCACAGUGGAAAAUGCCAAGUCUCUGCAAGCCAAUGCUUUUAUUCAGGUUAGAUGGGAACAGUUUCUUUCCUUUUAUUGUACUAAUAGGCUUUAAUUUAGCUGGAAGAAGUAAAUAAACAUGUUAGAUAACUUAUGAGACUUCAAAAGGAGAAAGAAGUAUUAUGAAAGACUAAAAGAAUCUUGCUGUCAUUUCUCAGAGACAUUUCUCUGUGUGUGAGAGAAUAUUUGAAAGCAUGCCGUUGUCCCAAUCUGGCAAUGUAUGUCUUCUACAAGUUAGCAUCUCCUGCUUGCUUCUUACUACUCUUAUAAUAUAAAGUUCUAUUCCCUUUAAUUUUUGCCUUGCCACACUGAAUUGAAUUAAAAGGACACAUCAUGUUGCCAGUUUGCCAAGGCUUAGUUCAAUUCAGUGGUAGGGGUUGUAUUUUGUAACAGUUUCAUCUUUUUGUCUUCAGUUUCCUGUCUUUCUAAUUUACAGGCAGGGGUUUUCCAAGAAUUUACAGUACAAGAAGAAUCUGUGAUGUUCAGAAUCAAUCUAGCUGUCCUUCUAGACUGCUUGACCAUAUUUGGGACAAGUUCUUUGUCAGGUAUUGCCUGUGUGUGUCUUUUAAUGGGUUAUGUAGACAAGAUGGACAAGUAAUAAAUUGAAUAACUGUAAUAAAGACACCUUUCUUUCCUCAUCGCAGGCACUCAGACAGCCCUCCGGAUGUGCUAUCGGGGUUAUGGUUACCCUUUGACGCUUUUCCUGGAGGACGGUGGUGUGGUGACUGUAUGCAAAAUCAACACUCAGGAACCAGAAGAGAUCCUCGAUUUUGAUUUCUGCAGCACAAAUGUUGUGAAUAAGAUCAUCCUGCAGUCAGAGGGGCUCCGAGAGGCAUUUUCCGAACUAGAUAUGUCCAGCGAAGUAUUGCAGAUUACUGUAUCUCUAGAAAAGUCUAAUUUGAGGUACUAGGAAUAACUAUCCUAGUUUGAUAGUCAAUGACUACAUGUAUUGUGACUGUGAUUUCAAAUGCACUACAAGUUUCUGGCAUAAAUAUAUCCCUCUUUAGGGCAGAGCCUUAGCUCAGUGGUUAAGCACAUAUGCAUUCACAUUGCCUGGCAUCUGAAAAGGAUCUCAGAGUAGCAGGGGGGAGGAAGAUUUAUUCCUCGGAAUUUAAAAAGCAACAGUACUGGACAGUACUGGCCAAAUUGAUUGACAGUUUCAUGGUACAAGACACGUGUCUUAUGAGAGAGCUAGGGAUGGUCUUGGGAUUUGAAUUUGACUUUGAUUUGGGAGACCUGUGUUCUUGCCUAACAUCUAUCACAAACUUAACUGUGAGUUUGAGGGUAGCUAAUGCAUUUUUCUCGUUUUCUCUUUCAGACUCUCCACUUUUGGGAAUGCUGGAAGCACACAUCUAGACUAUCCUAAAGAUUCAGACUUAAUUGAAGCCUUUCACUGUAACCAAAGCCAGACAAAUAGGUGAGCUGGAGUAGCCCAUACAAUAACCAUUUGGUGUGACUGGUCCUGUUUUUACCACUCAAGUUCAAAUACCAAUCACAUGAUGGUUGGUUAUUUGCAUUAACUGAGCUGCAUGUACUCUGCCAGAAAGGUUAUACAAUGGUACCUCGGUUUACGAACUUAAUCCGUUCCAGAAGUCCGUUCUUAAACCAAGGCGUGCUUUCCCUAAUGAGGCUCCCGCCGCCGGUGCCUUUCCGUUCGGAUUCCGUUCUUAAACCGAGGUAAAGUUCGCAAACUGGGACACUACUUCCGGUAUUGUGGAGUUCGUAAACCGAAUUGUUCGUAAACAGGACUGUUCUUAAACCAAGAUACCACUGUACUGUAGCUUGAAGACAGAUCACUCAUGGGAAAACAUCUCAAGUCAAUAGAUAAUUGGCAGUGCCCUCUGACCAUGCUGAUUGUACUCAGUCAUUAGGGAUUUAACCCCAACUCAGGGAACUAGGUCAGCAAAUCUGUUGAUGGUAUAGUGUGAGGGGCAAAUACACUUUUAUUGAUUAUAAUAGAAUUGAUCUUAGAUAUACAGAUAAACUAAAAAAUAUAUACUAAUACUUCAACUCGCAUUUUCAACAUCAUAAUGUCAAUGCAAAGGAGUAAGGCCCCCGGCCCAGACAUGGUCCCGUUGGACCUUUUCCUGACUGAUCCUCUUUGGUGGAGCGAACACCUGACUCCUGUAUUCACCGCUAUCUCCUCCGCCCUAGACAUCCCCGACUCCUGGAGAGAAGCUAUAAUAGUUCCGAUCUUCAAAGGCGGCCAGCCAAACAUCCCUAGGAACUAUCGCCCCAUCAGCUUAUUAUCCAUCCCGGGAAAAUAUUUGCCGCUGUUUUACUGGAGGAACUUCUCUCAUGGGUCCAGGAGAGGAACAUUCUACCGCCAGAACAGAUUGGUUUCCGAAAGUCAGCGUCAACCAUGGACCAUUGUCUAACUCUCUUUCACCUUGCCAGUAAAUACACUGCUCCAAGGCAAGGCCAUCUAUUUGCCGCUUUCAUGGACCUGGAGGCCGCCUUUGAUUCCAUUCCUAGGCAGAGAUUAUGGUCCAAACUUGCCCAUCUGGGAAUUGAUCCGCACCUUCUCUCCCUAAUUAUCUCCCUUUAUUCAAACACCACAGCUCGCGUCCGAACUAGUCCAAACGGCUCCCCCACUACUCCAUUUCCAACGGCCAAGGGCGUCCGACAAGGUUGCCUCUUGGCCCCUUUACUGUUUAAUCUCUAUCUUCAUGAUGCAAUUUCCACUUUGAAGCUAGCAUCUAAGUAUCCUCCUCACUUAGCAGGCCACCCGUUGCUUCCCUUUUCUAUGCUGAUGAUGCCGUCAUCUUAUCCAGAACAGCUGCGGAUCUAGCAAAUGCAGUUAACGCAUUUAUCGCCUAUUGUAAGGCGGAAGCUCUUAAUAUUAAUUAUAAAAAUCGAAAGUCCUCCACUUCACUCGUUCCCGCAAACUCAAGUUGGAGCCGCUUAAGAUCACAGGUGGCUACUUAGAAAAGGUAAAAGCCUUUAAAUAUCUAGGAUUAAUAUUCACCUAUAAUCUCUCCUGGACCACCCAUCUACAAUCUGCCUUUCUCGCUGCAACCACGACCUCUAACGCCAUUGUCCGAUUUUACCACCAGAAGGGCGGCAAACACCUUCCAGCAGCAAUUCAAAUAUUUAAUGCCAAAGUCGUCCCUAAAUUAUUAUAUGGAUGUGAAGUAUGGACUACAGCAAUAUCAGGUAACCUGGAUCGUCCACUUCAUAUGUUUCUAAGAUCUCUUUCCGGCGUCCCGAGAUGUGUCUCAGGUGCAGCCCUACGACUCGAGUUCGCCCAGCCUUCAAUUGCUAGACGAGCAUGGAGCCGAGCCAUUUCCUACACCCUCCACCUAUUAGCAUCGGAUGCUCGAAUUAGAGGUGGCUUUUCCAAUCUGAUCCUAAGAGAUAUUCAUAAUUCCCUUGGAGAACUACAAUUAACCUCAAACUCCGCUCUCUUCUCAAUUUGAAUUGUAAAACUGUUCUUAACUUAGAGUGUAUCAGCCCGGUGGCCCUACCCCUAAUUAAAAGAAACUACAGCAACUUGACUUCUCCAACACAGCUUCUUGUGCAAGAGGACCGUGUUCAGGCCUAGCCCUAGCUAUUCCACCCCUGAAGGGAUCCCUCUAUACUGCUUCACAAUUUCUUCGGAGACUAAGCGAAGGGCUUUUACCUGUGCCCGUCUCAACUGUUUUCCUACAGCAGUUCUGUCGGGUCGUUAUUCCAGAGUUCCCAUCGCAAACAGAACAUGCUCCUGUAAUGACACGGCCCUGGAGACUAUGGAACAUGUAAUGCUCUUCUGUCCCAACUGGACAGAUGAAAGAUCUCGGUUUUUAACUCCCCUCGUGAAUAAGUUCCAUCUCCCAAUCCAGCCUUGGAUAGUGUCCCUCUUUUUGCAGGACUCUGAUUGUUGGAUUACUGAGAUGACAGCUAACUUCCUGCUUAGUGUGAUGAAGAGGAAAGCGGCACUAACUUCUUCCUUAACACCACAGAUGCAGUCGAUACGCCGCACAACCGAACGAAGUUCCAAGUAGCCUUAUUGUACAAGGACAAUCGAGUUAGGACUAAUCUGAGGAGCUGAAGGACCCUUCAACGGUCCUCCUCCAGCCUCAGCAGCUUCUGUUUUUUUUUUUUUGUUUUUUUUUCCACUCUCUCUAAGUAUUCGCCCAGGACGAUGUCUACCUCUACCUCCCCACCCCCAUUUUAUGUUGUUAUUUUAAUGUAUAUCAUGCUAUGGCCACUCGGCUAAUGCAAUAAAUCUACUUACAAUACUAAUACACAUGCACACAAAAGAAGGAAAUGCAUAAACAUUGCAUUUGAGUGAAAUUAUUUCCAAAUUGCUCAUUAUUUUCAACAAAUAAGUUCUCUAGUUCCUUUGCCUUGCUCACUAUUAUAAUAUUAGUCACCUGUAACCACGUGGGCCAGUUCCCAUAACCUUAUUAUCCCAUCAUCCAGGAAGUGAGUGAAUUCUACCCUGCUCCCCAAUUAUAACAAGUAACCACACAAUGCUGCUUUUAGCGUAUUCCCGGUUCUAUAUCCACCAAUAAAAAUGCAUCUUUAACAAACCUGGAUAGGAUUAUCAGUAGAUCUACACAGACCAUGUUUCCUCUGGGACAGUUUGUCUUAACAUCAUUAUUUUGAUUAAGAUAUUUUUUUAUGUGCUCUUAAGUAUUUUAGAGAACUUACUCAAAAGGUUUGCCUUUGUUGAUUUAACAUUAAAUUAUCAAACUUCAAGCAUUUUUAAACAUUGCUGUUUCUGUAAGUUCAUCUUUGUCAAUAAGUUUGUGUCUUAUAAUUGGUAGCAACCUAUUAGCAACUAUUUUGUCUUCAUACUUCAUCUUGUCUUCCUCCUAUUUCUUUACAGAUAUAAGAUUGCAUUACUGAAGCCAUCAACUAAAGCACUAGUUUUAUCCUGCAAGGUGUCUAUUCGAACAGAUAACAGAGGCUUUCUCUCACUGCAAUACAUGAUCAGGAACGAAGAUGGACAGAUCUGCUUCGUAGAGUUUUACUGUUGCCCUGAUGAGGACAUAACUGAAGCAGAGAUUUAGCUGUGAAGUACAAACUGUUAUUUUGUUCCCCCUUUAUUAAAAGCCAUAUUGGAUGCUCAGCUGUACAACAAUGAAUGAAAGCUUGGACAACCAGUUGUGGGAUUUACUUACCUCUGUUUUAGAGGCAAGAUCUUUUGCGAUGGAUAAUUUGGCCUCUUGACAUGUUUGGAAAGAGUCAUUGUGUAUGGUGUAUGGUGAAGCUUUUUUGGCAAGAAAUAUAGAACGACCAUUCUGACGACCAUUCAUUGGAAACAGUACUUAUCACAGAGGAAUGCAACUUUUCCUAAUCGUUACCCUAAGUAUAUUUUAUGUGCCCUGUGGAAGUUGGGCAGGGGAUCAGAAGCUGGCAAUUUCUGGGAGGUGCACAGCUGCUUCCCCCAACCUGUGGCCUUUCAGAUUUUGCUGGAUUACAGCUCCCAUUAUCCCUGACCAUUGAACAUGCUGGCUGGGGCUUACAUUGGAUGUGACCUAGAAACAAGGAGGCAUGCUUAACAAUAUUUCUGUCAAUAGGCAAUAUUUCUGGAUCUAGUAUAUGACUAUACAUUUGAUUUCCCUCCUAUUCACAUGUUACACAUUAAUUCAUUGGGUUCCUAGUCACAACCUUACUUGAUGUCGGGGAAACGGUGUCCCCAGAAAUCUGCAAAACUGUCCUUCUUAUAUCCCCCCUGUACUCCUUCACUGUUGUGGGCAGGAAGAAGGAACAUCAAAAAACGCACAUAUAGGACUAUGCUUGGAGGACCUGGAUCAUUUUCUUGUGCUAGGGCUCUCUGAAUGCCCAUUCCAUCUAAGAGCAGCACCAGGGCAAGGUAUCUUUCCAUGUACAAUUAAUAUGCACGAUUGGGCUACAGGCUAUGACAUAAUUAGCUAAUAACCUGAUUGUUGCAGCCUUGCUUUUCUCAUGGUGCAUUAGGGAUAUAUUUCCUUGUUUCCAGUGACUAGUCUUGCCGUUUGUCUAGAGAUCAGGGAUUGAGCAGCGUAGCAGUGUCUCUCUCUUCUGUUUCAUGUUGGUCCCUUCAUGUACAGCAGGAACCCUGCAGAAAAGGAGGAGAAGCUUUACCUUCUCCCAACAGUUUUUCAUACCUAAUGUAAAAAUCAUUUUUAGUUGAGGGAAAAAACCUUUCAUUUGGCAAGACACAAUUGAGGGGGGGGGAACUUUCAUUUGGCAAAACACAAUUGCUGUCUUGCAAAUUCUGAGCUGUCCAGGCUAAGCUGAAGAAAAUAAAAUACUUCUUCAUAGGACAAUUGUGCUACUAAACACGUGCUGUUAAGCUCUCAUUUAUUUACUUUAUAUUUGUUGUUAUGGUUUUUAAUUGUUUUUAAUAAUAGGAUUUAAAUAUGUUUAUAAUAUAAAGGCUGCUCUUGGAGCAUAUUUAAACAGAGGCUUGGACAAAUCCACCCUCUGUGGCAAGUGUGGUUCUGUUCUCUGAUGAGUGGCCAGCCAUCUUCUCAACUUUGAAGAGGCAAAGGUAGGCAGAGUCACACUCUGAAACCCAGAUUUGAAGCCUAGACAUUCUGUUGUUUGUGAUUUUUCCUGCACCCCCCAUAGUACAGCCUAAACUCCUGAUGAAACUUACAUCUUCAGCAUGUCCAGGAGCUCUCGUAUCUUUUUCGAUUUCCUGUGACGGGAGCCAUAGAUAGCAACCUGGAUCUGCUCACACUACAUGGAUGUAAAGGGAAAGAGGCCAUUAUUUCCUUUUCGUUAUUCUGUUCAUCCCAGUAUGUACAGCGGACAGCAUUGUUUCCUAGCGUAGGUUAAAGUAAAACAAUCUGGAAAAUGCACCUGCUCUGACCUAACUGUGGUUAAGAGGCUAUCUUACUAACACAGUUGGUCCUCCUGUAGCUUCCUCUUUCGGACAAGGUGUGGUGGUGCCUCAUGGGCUGAGUUGAACAUUAGAACCUAGGUGCAGGCUUGGACCCUGGAAUUUUACAACAUGAAUGGGGAACCUGUGGUGCUCCAGCUGUAGCUGAACUGUAACUCCCACCAUCUUUGACCAUUGGCUGUGCUGGCUGGGUCUGAUGGGAGUUGGAGCCCAACUAUAUCUCGAGGGUCACAGGUUCCCCAUACCUGCUUUACAACAGAUUUCCCCUCUCCCUCAAAAAUAUUCAUAGCUCUUUAGCAGCUGUUCAGUAACUGGGCAGUGUAUCAGUUCCGUUGAAUUCCAUUGCCCAGCCCAGAAUCUGUGGUGAUCAGGGUAGUGAUGGAAUCUCUCAGGGAGCUGGUUCCUAUGUAAGGGUUUAUGGACAGCCUCCCCAACUUGGGGCUUCCAAAUGUCAUUGGAGUCUAAAAAUCUAAGCCAGAACUGGCCAAUGGUCAUGGGUGAUAGGAGUUGUAGUCCAACAACAGCUAGAAAGUACCCAAUUCUGGGAGGCUUACUUAGGAGAUCAUUUUAAUUGUUUGGGACCUAGCCCUUGAAAAUAUAGUAUCUACCUUCUAUAGGGAAUUUUCACCCUUUUUUAUAGAAAAAGAGUUGCCUUCAUUUAAACUUGCAGUGUGAUUGCACAAAAACAUGGUAAUUGAUUACCUUACUGAGCAGCUGAAAAGCCUCCUUUAUCUUCAUCUCUGCUAGGCAGAUGCAGCCCAUAAUAUACAAUCUUUCAAUUGCUUGUUCAUUAAAAUCACUGCAGGGAUCAGGCUGAGAUAUAAAUGACUCUUUGAGUAAGUUGUAGGCUUGCUGAAUAAGAAAAAGAUUCCAUUGCAAUGUCUUAAUUGCUAUAUAACAUGAAUAUAUCAGUUAUCUCUGGGGGGUUCCGUGUUGUGUUAGGGGUGUGUACACACACACACACACACACACACACACACUGUUAAGGAGAAACUGUUUCCAUUCCCUUAAUGAAAUAACACCCAUUUCUGAACCAACUUAAUGAUCUGGAAAUUCAGCACUGUUGAUUUACUGCUGGAUCUCAGCAAUAGAAAUUCAGCAAGGCUGCAGUCCUAUACCCAGUUACCACCAUUGAACUCAAUGUGACUGAGUAAACAAGUAUAGGAUUGCAGUGUUGGUUCUAUUUUCUUAUGAGGCAAGCUUUGGUUUUAUUAUAAGAUGGACUGAUCUAUAAAGACACGAGGACCUUAUACUGUCAUAGUGCUGAAUGACUUAAAAUCAGAUUUAUACAUGAGACCAAGCUGUCAUGGCAAUAGGAAACAACUAGGUAACUUUGGCCAGUAUUUUCUGCCUUACAUUCUCCUCUGGGUUGUUUCUGUCUAUCGCUCUUUCGCGCUCUCUCUCUCACACCACACCCCCCGAAAAGAGAGAGAUGUCUGUGGAAUGUAUCUUGCCACCCCGUAGACAUCCAAAAUAAGUUUAUCAGCCAAAAAGGCAGCAGCGCAACAUUUCAAUUCACUUCAGGCAUCAGAAAAUCCCAUGCUGUCCCUGCUUGGCACCAGGAAAGUAGCAGGCAGGGAUGAGGAUAGGGUGGCUGUGGACAGGACUCUAUUGGAAAGGCUGUCUAGUUUAAACAUUAAGAAGGGAGAGCAGAGGGGUAUUGAGUUUGCAGAUACCUAGAUGCGUAAGCAAGUCCCCUGUUCACAGUCUUCUCCAUUAUGGUGAAAAGUAGUGUUCUUCUUCUAAUUGAUUUAUAGCAGUUAUUUCUAAAUUUGCACCUAUAAAUUACCAUCUUUUUGUAAAGGGCUUUGAGGCUUUUUACAACCAAGUGGUGUAUAAAUUUUAUGAAAUAAAUAAACAUGCUAUUUUUAUGU
Podarcis lilfordi (Lilford's wall lizard) is the source of this 10644-nucleotide messenger RNA. Lineage: Eukaryota; Metazoa; Chordata; Lepidosauria; Squamata; Lacertidae. The record is from the annotation of a GenBank genome assembly.